UCAUAUUACAAGGAGGAGAAGGAAGUUGUUGGGCGAAAGGAAGGAAGGAAGGAUCAGAAGCCGAGAAUAUCAGUAACCACCAAAAUCAACGCAUUUCAUUGCUUGAUUUAUCUUCCCGAUUCCUCCUUCUUCUUCACCCUGACAACCGGCCUAUUGAUCGACGGGGACUUAUCGCUGAAAACUGAGCGGCGGUAAGAUGAGAGUCUGACGGUUAUCUCAGGAUUACAUUAAGUUUUCCCUUCUUAACCAUGGGUGAUGAUGAUUAUUCGAAAGAGGAUCUGCUACAGCUAUGCAAGAGAUUUGGAGAUUACAUCACUGUAAAAUUGUUCGCUAUUUUCUCGAUCUCGCUUCAGAAUCUGGAUUCACACUCAAUUGGGGCGAUAGCUGGUCUUGUGGUGGCAAUAUUAUUUACAUGGAAGCUAUUGAGAUCGUCUAGAGCAUCUCACAGAAGCCAACCUAAACGGCAAUCUAACAUGCCUAGUUCUUCUGGUGUUAAUACUCAUUCAAAUUCAAGUCUGACACUAGCUGAAUUUUCGCAAAAUUCACAGGCUCAGGAUGGCAUUGAUGAGUUUUUUCAACCCGUGAAGCCAACUCUAGGACAAGUAAUUAGGCAGAGGUUAAAUGAAGGAAGGAAGGUAACAUGCCGUUUGCUUGGAGUCAUUCUUGAGGAAACCAUUCCAGAGGAGCUUCAGAAACAAGCAACUGUGAGAUCCUCUGUGCUAGAAGUUCUUCUGGAAAUAACAAAGUUUUGUGAUUUAUAUCUCAUGGAAAGAGUACUAGACGAUGAAGGCGAAAAAAAUGUUCUUCUGGCUUUAGAAGAUGCUGGAGUAUUCACAUCUGGAUGCUUGGUGAAAGACAAGGUUCUCUUUUGCAGUACAGGAAUCGGACGUACAUCCUUUGUUCGACAGCUUGAACCAGAUUGGCACAUUGACUCAAAUGCUGAAGUAGUAUAUCAGUUAGCGCGAUUCAUCAAAUAUGAACUUCAUGUCUCACCUAUCAAAGCGGAACGAACUGCCACCAAUGUUUUCAGCUCUCCAUCUCUGGAGCAGUUUUUUGGUUGUGUUUGAGGCAAGAAUCUGGUAAAUUGUGGAGAUUUUCUCGACUGCCCUGGGAAAAACUACCUUUUUCAUCCUUUUGAAGCAGAAAUGAUUAUUACUUCAAUGCUACAGGCCUCCCUCUGGUUUCCCAAUUAGCUGAUGUUAAUUGUUUUUGACUUGUAGAAUUUAAUAAGACGUUUACAUGUAAUUAUCAUAACUGAUACUUGCACAAAUUGUUUGCAUAUUUUAAUAAUACACUUCAUAUUGAUAUUUUAUAAAGUUCAGAGGAUCAUUUCA
Impatiens glandulifera is the source of this 1334-nucleotide messenger RNA. RefSeq names its product peroxisome biogenesis protein 22-like. The transcript is spliced from 8 exons. The record is from RefSeq and is a predicted model, not a curated record. Bases 249 to 1067 code for a protein of 272 amino acids. NCBI's taxonomy places the organism in Eukaryota, Viridiplantae, Streptophyta, Magnoliopsida, Ericales, Balsaminaceae. Gene Ontology annotation, biological process: peroxisome organization.